Ciona intestinalis (vase tunicate) is the source of this 2107-nucleotide messenger RNA. RefSeq lists its product as uncharacterized. NCBI's taxonomy places the organism in Eukaryota, Metazoa, Chordata, Ascidiacea, Phlebobranchia, Cionidae. The record is from RefSeq and is a predicted model, not a curated record.
CACAGCUUAGGUCGCGUUGAUUUUAACAAUUGGUCGACCUGCUUCCGCGUUUAGAGAUAUAAAACGAAAGUAAAACGAAUAUGCUCGUUUGUUGACUCGUGUUAUAUUUUAGUAUAUAUUUUAGGACAGGCGCUCAAGAGAGAUAAGGCAGUUAAAAGUACAUCUGUAUCGUAUUUUUUUUUUUCUAUUUUCAAUAUAAACAAGGCGAUGUACUAGAGAUACAAAAUGUCAAGCUCCCUUGCAAACUGUCUUCAAUUUGGAAUAUUUGUGUUGCUGUUAUAUUUAGAGGGUAGUAAAUCCCAAAAACAGGUUCCGUGCAACCAAACCCAGAACAACACGUUUCGGAACUUCUAUUAUUAUUAUACUAGUUGGCCACCAAAAAUCUGUUCUUGGAAAUUUGAAUCUCCCCAAAACUCUACCGAUUAUGCAGUUUUGGUCACUUUAUUAUACCUCUGGAAGUCAGGUUCUUCAUCCAAAAUGGUGCUACCAGAUGGUUCUAUUAUGACCAAUAUAAAUGUUGAUUAUGACGAAUCAGCAAUAUGUAUUCUGUACACAUCUCCAUAUUCGAACUGCAGUCACUUUGGAAAGCACAAUUGUGGCAUAAAGAAAAGUAAAGAUUGGCCACCAAGAAUAAAUGUUACUUCGAAUAACAUAUGGAUCCGGUUGACAUAUCUUAUCAUUGAUUGUCCAUCAGAUGUUACAACAACACAUGCUUUAACUACGACAUUCGUCAGCACAAGUACUUCAACUUUAAUUACCACCACUGAAAUAACAAGCGACGUAACCGAAACCACACCGAGCAUCGUACAAUCAGAUCAACUAUCAAGCAUACGUAAGCUUGAAAAUACCAACAAUAUAUUACUUGGAUUUGUCAUUGGAUUUGGCGUUCUUCUACUGCUGGUAUCAGUUGUGUAUUUCGUAAAGUUUAAACGAAUGAAGAAUGCAUUUGACAGCAAACCACUUGAAAACAAAAAUGAUAUUGUUGUUGUUCACGCUGUUAACGAUGACGGAAAUGCUGUAUACGAGUUUGCUAAUGCGCCACCAAGCAGCCAUGCUGAGAUGGUCGACAAUGAACUGUAUCAGUCGCAUGGUGGCGGUCUUUGAUCACUUCAUGUCUUGUGUACAGUGUCUGUUUUGCUACUUUACGUAGGCCUACGCCUUUUAUUUCUUAUAUUGAGCGUUUACCAUUUGAUAUGAACGAUACUAUUUUAGUUUAAUGUUGAUUAUUAUGUGCUUGCUUUUGUGUGUACCUCUAUUAUUAAGUGACACAAAAUUUUCAAUUCAAAUGUGUAUAUAAAAAUUUGAACGGUUUCUGUUUUUACAUUUACAUAAAAGAAACCAAAAAUUUACUGUUAUGCGUUGCGUGAUUUCAGCUUGUUAUUCAAUUAAGCAUGGUUGCAAUGAGUAAGGUAACUACGUAGGCUACUACAGGUGUAAUUCAGUUCACUAUAAACAGUGGGCAUACUACUUCCUCGUAGAAGCACAAACAAACGGAAGAAAUAGUAAUUUGCUUACCUGUGUUGUGUUAUUAUAUAUAGCAGAGUUUGGUAACGAUCGACUGAGAAUCUUUAAACAAAUGUUGGCAAUUUAAACGAGAAAGAACUUGUAUAUAUAUACAAAUUAUCGUUCAAUUACCAUAUUUAUAAACAACUUGCUUUAUAAGACAUACAGAAUGUCGAGUUUUUUUACUGGCUGUUUCCAAUUAUUAAUUCAUGUUCUGCUGCUAAUUUUAGGGUGUGGUGAAUGCCAACAGCAGGUUCCGUGCAACGAAACCCAGAACAACACGUUUCAAAGAUUGUAUUAUUAUUAUUGGAAAUCCGCAUUACAGAGUUGUUCUUGGAAAUUUGAAUCUCCCAACAACUCGACGGAUUAUGCAGUUUUAAUUACCCUUCUGUUCUUCGUGAAGGACAAAUCGAGUGAUCCAACAACAAUGAACUUACCAGAUGGUAACGAUUUGACGUCGACUAUAAAAGUUACGAAAGGGACGGCACCAAGAUGUGUUCUGUACACAUCUCCAUAUUCGAACUGCAGUCACUUUGGAAAACACGAUUGCGAAACAGAGAAGAGUAAAGAUUGGCCACCAAGAUUAAAUAUUACUUCGCGUAAA